Geodia barretti is the source of this 1822-nucleotide messenger RNA. The record is from the annotation of a GenBank genome assembly. NCBI's taxonomy places the organism in Eukaryota, Metazoa, Porifera, Demospongiae, Tetractinellida, Geodiidae.
UAAAUGGAGCCCAUCGCAAGAUGUCGCUUCUAGACUUCUGUCGAUUUUUUGCGUGGAAGUGAUCCUAUCGAGCUAUGAGUGGGAGCAGAAUGGGCGUCGAUCCGUCGGUGGCAGUAGCGGGCGCCCGGAGGACCCUACGCCGCCUAGGUAACGUACUUUGAUGCUGUAUUACCUUCAAAAAACCUUUCUUAUGUCACAGAACUUGAAGCUUAUGCGUCGGUAAUGACAGCCUUUAGAGCCCAGGGGCCGCUGACUGGUGGUAAGAAGUGUUCCUUGGACCAACUUGGAAAGCUACUGGGGAUAUCCUCAGAGAGACACAGAGCAGAGGUGAGAAGAGCUGCAAAUGAUGAACUACUAUCUGCCAUUGCAAGUUGUGUGUGCUCGGCCGAUUCAGAGGAGAUGUGGGUGAGAGAGGGACAGAAACUGGCGUCCACAAAUCCCCGAUUCGUUGCCCGACAGCUCUCUCAUCUUCCUCACCUCCUGACGUCCGCCACGGUCAGCAGUGCACUCAGCCUGCAGACCGGGCGAGCCGAUCCGGAGCUGCGAAAGAACACGUCCACGCAGGUCCAGAACGUGCUAAAGUACAUCAUCUCUCAGAAUCCACUAAAUUCCGUCACGACGGCCGGUGUGAAGCAAGCGCUCGGGAAAAUAUCCCUCCCAACAAGUGCGGGUAAGACCCUAGUGAAAUCGCCAUCAAAAUCGUCAGCCUCGAGUGAAAUUUCAGCUUCUGUUACGACCACCUCGAUUCAACCGUCCUCUUCUACCCCAUCCACCACUAACACAUCUUCUCCCUCGACUGCAAGUCAGAGUAAAACGCCAGUAAAAGAAGAAAAACUUUCGCCCACUGGAAAUAAAGACAUCGCAUUGUCACCCUCAAUGGCAAGAGGGGCGUCCUCUACUGGGAGGCACUCCGUGCACACUCCAGAGAAAGUGGUGAGUGGGAAACAGGGCAAAGGCGUUACUGGAGCGAAAUCGCCAAUGUUGGUCGGACUGCUGGAAGUCAGGAAGACCGUUGGUGAGAGCUCUCACGAUGCAGUUAUCACGUCACAGUCGGAGGGGGGAGACGGCAAGGGAGACGGCAACGGUGAUGAUGUCGCCACUCUGGAUGAGGAGAAAAUGAAUGAAGUUGAAAGUAAGGACGAGGAAAAGAUGGAGGAGGAGGAGGAGACAGGUGGAAAAACGAAGGUGGAUGAGAAGCAGGGAGAGAAGGCAGCAGAUGGAAAAGAUUCUGCGCAUAAAAUAGGUGGAGUGGCGACGAAAGAAGAUGGAAUUCAGCCUCAAAUGAAAGAAACAUGUCAAACAAAAGAGAUUAUUGCUGAAGAGGAGGAGAAAGACCGAGUCAAAACAGGAGGAACAAGAGGAGAGAAAGAAGGAAGAGGAGGAAGAGAAAAUGGAUAUUCAGAGUUCUCCAAUCUCAGAGGAUGGGAAGAAGAGUGUGAGAGAGAAAGUUCCUGAGUCGGGGCUUGUGUGUGAGGAGGUUAUGCCAGUAGCCGCCGCACCUGCUAGAGACAUCAGUUCUGGAGCAGCUACAAAUCCAUCUAUCUUGCUUCCACUUUCGUCCUCAGCAGCUGCUGCAGAUCCAGCUCUUCUACCUCCAUCUUCAUCGUCGGCAGCUACAGAUCUGGCUGUCGAGCCACCAUCUUUAUCCACAGAUCCAGUAAUUUUGUCCCCGUGUCCGUUCUCACUUGCUACCAGUCCACCUUCGUCCUCGGUAGCUACAAAUACAGCCAUCAUACCCCCGCCUUCGUCCUCGGUAGCUACAAAUACAGCCAUCGUACCCCAACCUUCGUCCUCGGUAGCUACAAAUACAGCCAUCGUACCC